UCUUAUCGUUUGAUACUUAAGUCAACUAAACGUCAUCUUAAUGCUGAAUUGUACAAUUGGUACAGUUUUGAAAAAGGUCAAAGUUACCUAAAUAACCGGAUAAAAUGUGUAACUCUCAGGAUCUAGAAAAUCCAUUAAUUUUGAGCCAAUUUCCUGCUGUCUACAUCAUACACCUCGGAAGUCAAUAAAUUCCGAUAGAAGUAGCAACUUGAUGAAAAGAAGGAAAAUAUGGAAGAUGAAGAUUCUCAAAAGAAAUUACAAGUAUUCAUCGAAAUGAGUUAAAGGAUAAAAGAAGCUUCAAAUCAAGUUGAAAUCAAUGUAAAAAAUGGAAAAAAGUGAAGGAAUAAAAGUUGAAAGGCACAAGAAUUUAACUGAAGACGAGAAAAGAAUUGAAAGGAAGAGCAUCGCGAGAAUAAAGGAAAAUUCGACAUCAAAUGAAGGAUGGAGAUUGGAGAGGAAAAGACUAUUCAAAGGAACCAUAAUCAUUGAAAGAAGGGAAUUUGAUAAAAUAUCGAGUUUUUCAAGAAAUAAACUGUUGAAAGACAAUUGAAUCUCAAAUUGUCACUUCAAAUUGAGAUAACGAUGGUGAUGUUGGUACAAACAUGUUAGACUCUACCUUUUCAGGAGUCAGUCUUGUCGCAUUACUAUCAUUAUUUAUCCCCAUUAUUUGGUUAUAUUGCUUAAAGAUACUGGAUUUAUUUACGUGUGGGAGGAAAAAAGAUGAAGUGGCAAUGGUUGACAUGAAUACUUCUCAGUCAAUGUUUAUCAUUCCUAUUCAAGGGAUUAGUGAUUCCAUUCAUUGAGACAUUUUCACUACUGAAUAUGUUAUAUUUGCUGUUACAAAGCCUGAGGAAAGAAAGCAAAAGGAAGGAAAAGUCAAAAUUACAAAUAGUCAAAGGAAAUAUAAUCACCUUGAUUCACUUAAUCAGAUUUCAUCUCUUUCUAGCGAAACCAUUGUCACAAUAUCGGGUUAUUUGGAUUGCUUGCUUCUCUCCUAAUUUCACCAUUUAUCAAUAAAUUUUGGUGUGACAUUCAAGUGUUAUCAAGAAAACAAAAUACAACAAGAGACACAAAAUUGUUAUCUAUUUGAAAAGUUACACUUUUGCCUGAUGUGACAACUUCAAAGACUGUUUAUUACUGAAACUGAAAGAUGACAAGAAAAAAACUGACGCUGAUAAGUACAUUUAACUCAUCCAGUCAACUGUUCAUUUCAUUUGGUUCCAUGUUAUUUUGUAUGCACAUUCAUUUUGAUUGAUUAUAAAAGUUGAUGAUAAUGGUGGAUAAUCAUCUUUUUUCCCAUGCCUAUCAUGCAUACAUAUUUCAGAUGGGGUUAAAUUGUCAGUCUUAAGCAAACUUUUCAUUUCAUUUGUCUUCUCCUUCUUCUUCAUUUCACAUUUCAUUUCAUUUCUUCAUUUGAUUAUCACCAUUAUAGUUGAUAUAAUGAGAGAAGAGAAAAAAAACGAGAAGAAGAAAAUGGAAGAUGUACAAGUUAUUCAUGAGAAAAACAGAAUAUCAGUUCUUUCAUUAUUACCUUUGAAUGGUGUUGGUUUUUUUGUCCUAGCAAAUUUAGCCUUAUGUACACAGAUAGACAAUAGGAAGCUCGUAAAAAGAUUGGAAAAGAGGAUGAAUCUGUUUGUUCCUUUCUCUACUCUUUCUCUUCAUCAUUUUCAUCUUCUCAUCAUCUUUCAAUGAAAAUGGUAGAGUAAAGCAAAUCCUUUUUAUCGAUUGACAUCCACCAUUUAUCCUUUUCUCACUUCAGACACUUGCUCUCACUCACUCUCUCUGGUUACAUUUCGCCAAUGAUAUUUUAUCCUGAGCAAUCAACAGAAUACUUGUAUAAUUCAGUCAGCAAUAGGCACCACAUCAUCCUUUCAACAUCACUCUCAUCCUGAUAUUCAUUUUUCAUGCUAUUCUCCCACCAAGAAUCCACCUUCGACAAAGAUUUUCAUUCCCUUUCUUAACCAUUUUAUUUUUUAACUUAUUACAUUCAUCACCAAACCCAAAUCAAAUUUUAUUUGUGCAACACCAAAAGUGAAAUAAUUCAAUCAAAGGAAUGACCAAAAUUAAAGUAGGCAAUUUACUUCGCUAUAAAAAAAGGAUUUUUCGUUCCAAUUGGAAACAAACCAAGAUAACCCUUUAUAAACAUGGUACCUUUGUUAUACAAUCACCUUCCUCUUCCAGUCAAACCAUGAUUCGAUGCGAAAAAGAGUCAACUCUAAUCAUUUUUGGACAACAAAUUAAAUCUGUACCUAAAAUACCGGUCUUACCUUCGGGUUAUCAAUUAGAACAGCUAUUGGCCAUUGGUUUAAUUGAGGAAAAUUAUACAACAGGAACAACCACAAUAAUAUUUUACUGGUUUUUAACACCAACCCUGGAUGAUUUGAGUGAAUGGAUUCUGGCUUUUCAUAACUCACUUCUUCGUGAUCCAAUUGAUUCAGCUGAUCAGGACAAUAACCAAGAACAAGAAGAUUCCGAUUUAGCUGUGGGUUUAAUGAUGGCUGGAGCUGCUUACUGGAACACAAUGACUUGUGAUACUUAUGAUACUCAAUUAGAUGUUGCCGGUGACUUUCAAGAUUAUUCAUUUGCCCAUGACUUAUCUCUAUGUGCAAUAUAAAACCCUCAAGUCAUUUCCUUCAACUUACCUCUUUCAACAUCGGCCAUAACCAUCAACAUCAUCUGUGUAUCGCCAUCAUCGUUUAGGUAACAUUAUAAUAAUAAAUUUAUUACCAACAAAAGCUUUCACACCUUAAAUGAGCCUUUCCCAAUCUCAAGUCAAACAAACUGUCAAAUGUGUCAAAAUAAUCGAGAUUAUCUCUUUUCUUUUCAUCCAUAUUUAUUCAUGAUAUUCAUGGUUUAUGUUAAAGUACAUUCACAUCCAUUCUUGCUCCUCUUUCAUAUUCAUUGUCAUCCAUUUUUACCUAAUGCCAGGUUGGUUAAAAACCCUUUUAUCCUUAAUGUUUACACACAACAAUGUAUACUUAUGAAGAUCACCUUCAAUCUCAAUUUCUUACACAAUCAGUGAAUCCUCCAAACCUUUUUCAUCUAAUGAUUGUCAAUUACCUAACCUUAUUCAGCUACUAGCAUGAAAAAUCAAUGUAACCAAUUUAAAUGUUUCAAUCCUCAACAGGUAAAAAUUCAGCAUAAAUACCCAGCAAUAUUAGUAGUGCAAUCAAACAUACACAAUACACAUGUAACUUGAAUGUUAGUAUCAUUUUAAGUAUCAAUCAAUUAGUUAGCAUCUAAAAAUUAUUAGUCGACAAUUAGAUUUAGUUAUUAACAUUGAAAAGGGGAAAUUAAUAGCGAAGUGAAGCAAAAAUUAAUCUUACCUCGAAUCAAGAGUAACCGAUCAGAAAGGUUUUUUUGUACCAAUAAAUUGUAAUUAUUUUUUUCCAUUCAAUUGAUAAAUAAUCAAUAUUUAAAUAUCUAAAUCAUGAGUCAAUUUUAGUAUUGAUGUUUUUCAGUUUAAUUUUGAGGUAAGAUGAAUGAGUACAUUUACAAUAUUGCCAAAUUAAUUCCCCUUUUCUGGUUAUCAAUACAUAAGAUUGAAAUAAUCGUCAGAAUGUAAACUUCUGAGCUCUAAAAUCAAAAAUACUGAAACGUUUGAAACCAAGAUGACAAUGAUGAGAUGAUCAAGUUAACCCUAAUAAAAUAGUCCCUUGAUUCUUGAUUGAUUUGUUAUAAUUCCUUGUAAAAAUGUUUUCACAAUCAAUAAUUGUACUUGUUGCAAGCUAAACUGCCAUUAACUAAACAGCUACAAUAAUUAUAAUAAUAGAUACCUUUUCAUUCAUUAUAUUACUACAACCUAAAUAUACAAUAAAUAAAUUGAUUAAAAAAAUUGA
Tetranychus urticae (two-spotted spider mite) is the source of this 3839-nucleotide messenger RNA. RefSeq lists its product as uncharacterized. NCBI's taxonomy places the organism in Eukaryota, Metazoa, Arthropoda, Arachnida, Trombidiformes, Tetranychidae. The record is from RefSeq and is a predicted model, not a curated record.